GUUUAUUCUUUAUCGAAGAUUUCACCAGAAUCACACAUUCAAAGAUCUCAAAAAUCAAAUUGAUAUGCGAUCACUAUCAAUAAAAAUCGCUGAACAGUGGAGAAAUGAACCUCCUGAUGUCAAAAAGCAGUGGCAUCAAUUAGCGGAGGAAGAAAAACUUAAAAAGCGGUAUAGAGCUACUGGCGAUAUGCCAGAUGGAUUAAAAAU
Molecule: messenger RNA, 207 nt
Organism: Acaulospora colombiana
Lineage: Eukaryota; Fungi; Glomeromycota; Glomeromycetes; Diversisporales; Acaulosporaceae
Source: the annotation of a GenBank genome assembly